AAAUAAUAAUUAAAAAAUUGUAUGAUGCUAUCUUACAUGACAAUCGAUUUACGUAGAUAUUGCAUGUGAUUUGAAAUUAGAAGCAUGGUGUUUGUGAUGAAGGUGCAGACGCCAUCGUCUUGAGAAAAGUAGUUUGGUGAGAAGAAGAGUGUCCCUUGGAAUGCAGAGCAGCAGCCAUUCUCAAAAUCUGAAUGAGAUUUAUCAAAAUGGCUGUGACGAUUGACAGACAUGAGGGGUUUGGGCCGUUUAGCCGAUCCCAGAGAUGCAAACUCCAAUCUUACGGUCACCUUGAUCCGAACGUUGUCGAACAUAGCAAAAGUGGUGGUACUUUUUCACACUCCAUUGAACUAGCAUUUGAAGCCUAUAAUAUUCACCGCAGUUUCUCCACUCCAUGCCUCCCCCUGACCACACUGGUAGGGGAAGAGCUCACUUGUCACCCUCCAAGGAUUGAGAUUGUUCGUGGAAGUGGAGCUCCAGUACAUGCUCUGGUUGUUGAGGUUGCCAUAGCUUUGGCCUCAGGUAUCAAACCAAUACCCAUCCCGAGUGGCCUAGGUGGUGCCUAUGCUUUCUGCAACCAAAAUGGCACCAACAUCGCUGUAGCAAAGCCAGUAGAUGAAGAGCCUUUCGCCUUCAACAACCCAAAAGGCUUAGGGGGUCAAAUGCUCGGCCAACCUGGCCUCAAGAAAUCUAUUCGCAUUGGUGAAACUGGUAUCCGAGAGUUAGCUGCUUAUCUUCUUGAUCAUGGAGGCCUUGCUGCCGUGCCUCCUACGGCUUUAGUCAAAUUUUCUAAUGCUGCAUUCUUUGUCACUUCCAAUGCAGCACCAUCUGCUCUUCCAAUGCCUAAAGUUGCCUCUCUCCAACGCUUUGUUGGUCAUGGUUUUGAUGCAGGAGAGUUGGGUCCUUCUUUCUUCUCAGUUGCUUCAGUCCACAACAUAGGGAUCCUUGACAUUAGGAUCAUGAACCUUGAUAGACAUGCAGGGAAUAUGCUUGUGGCCGAGCAUGACUCUAACAAUGCUAGCUAUGGUGGUACUGUUGCUGACCUUGUUCCCAUCGACCAUGGCUUUUGCCUCCCUGAGUGGCUGGAUGAUCCAUAUUUUGAGUGGCUACAUUGGCCACAAGCCUCUAUUCCUUUCUCUGACUACGAACUUGACUACAUUUCCAAACUCGAUCCCUUCAAAGAUGCAGAGGUUUUAAGAACUACCAUUCCUUUACUCGGGGAAUCCGCAAUACGUGUUCUUAUUGUUUGCACCGUUUUAUUGAAGCAAGCUGCUGCUGCUGGCCUUUGCCUUGCUGAAAUAGGCCAAAUGAUCACUAGGAAAUUUCGUGAAGGUCAAGAGUUACCGAGUGAAAUGGAAAACAUCUGCUUAAAAGUCAAGGCUAGCAUCCACACCAAAAACCGCACAGAACAAGGGUCUAAAUGUGAACGUGCUGAAAUUUCCUUCGGAGACCUCAACCAAGUCCAGUGGGAAGCGUUCUUGGAGCAUUUUGGUGAGCUUUUGCACAGUGUUUUUGAGGACAGGAAGUGCAACGCCAAAAAAUUGGAACAUCUUGGAAGUUACUGAAUUUUAGGAGGAUAGGUUGCCAAAGCGAGACACCAAUUACUGUCGCUUGUAGCUGUACAUUAACACCGUUCAUAGUGUAGCUUUCAACUAAUUCCAUUCUGCAACUUUCUUUAUCUUUUUUUUUUCCCUUCAAACCAUAUAUAUAUAUUUACCCUUUGUCAAGUAGACCUGUAUCCUAUAUUUCACCUCUGAUUAUGUAAUUAAUUACUUUUGUAUUUUUAUUUUCCCCAUUCAAAAUGUAAUCAAGCAUUCGUUAUAUUGAUCCUUCCCAAUAUAAUGUAAUGUUGCUUGUGUAACUGUUGC
This is a messenger RNA of Vigna umbellata (rice bean), 1865 nucleotides long. RefSeq names its product phosphoinositide 4-kinase gamma 1. The record is from RefSeq and is a predicted model, not a curated record. Lineage: Eukaryota; Viridiplantae; Streptophyta; Magnoliopsida; Fabales; Fabaceae.